Messenger RNA from Heterocephalus glaber (naked mole-rat), 1276 nucleotides. RefSeq names its product MIS12 kinetochore complex component (gene Mis12). Gene Ontology annotation, cellular component: chromosome, centromeric region; MIS12/MIND type complex; nucleus. The record is from RefSeq and is a predicted model, not a curated record. Lineage: Eukaryota; Metazoa; Chordata; Mammalia; Rodentia; Bathyergidae. Gene Ontology annotation, biological process: mitotic sister chromatid segregation; mitotic cell cycle; kinetochore assembly.
GAGGAGGAGCAAGGGGAGGCGGGACUGGGUUAGGAAUCAUCGCAGGGGCUCCGGAGUGGCUUCUGGGGUUAGCUUCUCUGCUGGGCGGCUGGCGCCUAUCUUUAGGUCCCAGCAUGCAGCGGGGCCGCAGGGCCGGACGGGAGCCCAGAGCUGCCCGGGAGCCCAGAGCUGGCCGGAAGCCCUCCUGCUCUUCGGGUUCUGGGUCCUAGGUCCUAGCUGGUGUAGGCGCGGGUUCCUAGGCGAUUAAACUGUCUAAAAUGGCCUGGGCGUUUCCCGCGUUUAGUCUCAGGAACUCCCAAGUCCAGCAGAGAAAACAGGACGACGGAACUGGACUAGACAGUGUCGGCGAGAGGUCCUGAUGGAAAUUCAAAAGUAGGAGUGGAUUUUUCACAAUUGAGAAUAGCCAAGUAAAUCAAGAUGUCUGUGGAUCCAAUGACCUAUGAGGCCCAGUUCUUUGGCUUCACACCACAAACUUGCAUGCUUAGGAUCUACAUUGCAUUUCAAGACUACCUGUUUGAAGUGAUGCAGGCUGUUGAACAAGUUAUUCUGAAGAAGCUGGAGGGCAUCCCAGAUUGUGACAUUAGCCCAGUCCAGAUUCGUAAAUGCACAGAGAAGUUUCUUUGCUUCAUGAAAGGACAUUUUGAUAAUCUUUUUGGCAAAAUGGAGCAGCUGUUUUUGCAGUUGAUUUUGCGUAUUCCCCCAAACAUCUUGCUUCCUGAAGAUAAAUGUCAGGAGAUAAAUCCUUAUAGUGAGGAAGAAUUCCAACUUCUCCAAAAAGAAAUCAGAGAGUUACAGGAGAAGUAUAAGACUGAAUUAUCUACUAAACAAGCCCUUCUUGCAGAAUUAGAAGAGCAAAAAAUAGUUGAAGCCAGACUUAGACAGACCUUAAGUUUGUUUGAUGAGCUUGAAAAUGUUGCCAGGGAUCAUGGGACUAGUGAUUUUAGGGAGAGUUUGGUGUCCUUGGUCCAGAGUUCCAGAAAACUCCAGAAUAUUAGAGACAAUGUAGAAAAGGAAAGUAAAAGACUGAAAAUAUCUUAAUUUCCAUAUGGUAAAAAGAGUCUGUCAAGAUUUUCUUUGUUCACUCUUUCUUGGGUUCUGCAUCUUACUCUUUUUUUCCAUCCGUUCUCCUAACAUAUCUGUGUACUACCUUGAACUAGUCUUGGAAACAGCUGUUCAUUAGAGACUUCAAAUAGUUGGGAAGGAAUUCUUGAUAUAAUAAUGACUCAUUUGGCAGCAAGUUCAAAGAAGUGAAACUAUGGCCAAAGAUAUGAAGUUA